CGUGAGUUGAGUACGAACAAGCCUAGUACAAACUCUUGGAUGGCCUUGUAACCUUGAAGGCUGCGAAAGCAAAACGCGGGUUCCUUAUAAAUGCUUCUCACGUUUGCUUUAAGGUUAUCAUCAACGCAGCCAGUUGUACAGUGAAACUGAAGUUCGCACAUAGAAAUGGGUGUCCACUCAUAUUCAUCUAUAUUUGAAUAUCUCAAAAAUGUUGGUGUUCAUAUGCUUGACGAACUGUACACUCAUCCUCCAACAUGUCUUGUCGUUUUCAGAGAAUUACCUGAACUUGCGAAACAUUUUGUCAUGCGACUUUUAUUUAUUGAACAACCGAUACCAAAAUCUAUUGUCUCUGGGUGGGUUGAAAAGGGUUCUAGUGCACUUCUAAAUGACUCAUGUAAAGCUCUGACUGAUUUAAGGAUAUGGCAUUCUACAGACAGUAAUGUUUCUCGAGGCUCUUGGUCGUUAAACAAAAAGUACCAAGAGUCUAUUCGGAUAUCACUAUUCGGAGGUGGAAAACCCUUACUUGGAGAUUUAGGCAUUGUGACAAACGAUAAGUACUCAAAAAGCGUUGACUUUUUAAAAUCGUAUGCAGCUGAACGUUGGGAUGCUAUACUUCACUUUAUGGUAGGUUCUGAAUCAGCGGAAGUUGGAAGUGUUGUGAAGGAUGUGCUUCUAUUGUCCAAUUUAAUGAAAUGUGAAGGUAAUGAUUGUCCAAUCGGUAUCACAAAGCAUGGGUUCCAUUUCUUGCUUAUGAGUCGACAGUUUCAAGUACUAGUUUUCAUCCUGCACUACUUUGAUUACUUAAAGGAAAAUAGUAAAAAUCUAGUUGGAGCCCUACAGUUCGUUUUCCAACUCAGUUUUCUGUGUCCGACUAAGAGCUAUCCAGUAGAGGCACUGAGUACUGCCCAACAGGAAGUAUUACAACAUAUGCGCGAACUCGGUUUAGCUUAUCAGCGGAAACGUACAGCGCCUCGUUUUUAUGUAACUCCUCUUGCUUUGGAUGUAGCUGGAGGUCAUACUACCUUCUCGGAAAGUAAAUCAGGUGGAUGGGGUCCACAAUUAGGAGUUAUUCCUACUGGUGUCUCAAAAACAGAUCCUACCGAUAGCAGUAAAAUGUUUUCGCAAAUUUCAGUAUCGAAUUCUUCCGAUGUUGGUUACAUUUUGCUAGAAACCAAUUUCCGACUAUAUGCCUAUACAGAUUCACCGCUUCGUACUGCUCUUCUUAGUUUAUUUAGCAAAAUACGUGCACGUUUUCCUAAUCUUGUUGUUGCUGAUAUAACUCGUGACUCAGUUCGUGAAGCAUUAAUUCGUGGAAUAACUGCAAAUCAGAUUCUGUCUUUCUUAAAAGCCAAUGCACAUCCAGAUAUGUUACUACAGAAUCCUAUAUUACCGCCUACUUUAACCGAUCAAAUACGACUAUGGGAAUUAGAACGAGAUAGAUUUCUAUUUCAAGAAGGCUGUCUGUAUGAACAAUUCUCUCGGAAUACAGAUUUUGAAAUGGUUCGGGAUUAUGCUAAAAGUAUUGGUGUUUUACUCUGGGAAAACCCUGAACGAAGACUAAUGGUUGUGUCUAAAGCAGGUCAUGAAGAUGUACGGAAAUUUUGGAAACAUAAACGUCCAUCCUAAAACCUUGUCACUGUUCAAUUUUCCUUUUCUACUCCAGAUUUUAUGUACAUAUAUAAUUAGACAUUUUCACUUUUAUUCUAACAGUAUUUGUUGAAGAAUGAUUUUUCAACAAAUUCCAUGAUUUGUUAUUUUUAAACUUAAAAUACAGCAUUAUAUCAAAGUAAAAUUGCCUUUAAGUAUUUAUCUUUCUGUAAUCAAACCAAAGAUUUUGCCCUCUGUUACUCCAGUUUUUUUUAUCAGUUGGAUAAAAUAUCUAGAGAAGUCACACAGUAAUAAUAGUUAAACAAGAUACUCUAUACUUGGAAUAAAAUCAAAACUUGUUUAGCUUACUUGUCUACUUUCGUCACAGUGUUUAUCUUUGUAUGUUGAGAACUUCUUAUCGAAAUAAGGCUUAGUAAGCUUUCAUUAUUCAAUUCGUGAUACUAGGUUUUAGUAUAUAAAUAUAUAAACUUCUGUAGUCAAUGUACAUAAUUUUUGCUAUAAAGAUUUUUAUUAUUACGA
Schistosoma spindalis is the source of this 2127-nucleotide messenger RNA. Lineage: Eukaryota; Metazoa; Platyhelminthes; Trematoda; Strigeidida; Schistosomatidae. The record is from the annotation of a GenBank genome assembly.